CAUGAAUACAGCUCGAAUCCAGGUUGAGUGCCAAUCCCUCACCUCGCUCGCCGUGCGCACUCCUUCCUCCUCCUCCCUCCGUGUAAUACAAACCUCGUGAUCACCCAUUCAGCGGUGCCUGCGUCUGCUGCUUUGGGGGAAAAUAAUAAGCCGACUAGCCAAAGGGGCUGGAAAGCCAAAAGUAUCCGGGAGACAGACAGGUGUCGCGGAAGUUUACACUCGCAGAGGAGCAUCCCUCCGCGUCCUUUUUUUUGUCAUUAUCUGGGAUAACGUGAAAGAGAUUGUAACUGGCGGUCAUCCGGCACCCACUGAUCCUGUGGUUAUCCCAGCCUCGGCCCCCAGAGCAGCAGUGCCCUCGCCUCUCCUCCUCCUCUCUUGGACCAGCAGCAGCCUGACGUGGUGAGGCCAGGAACGAUGGGCCGGAAGCUAGACCUGUCUGGCCUGACGGAUGACGAGGCUGAGCAUGUCUUGAAAGUGGUCCAGCGGGACAUGAAGCUAAGAAAGAAGGAGGAGGAGAGGCUGAGUGAGAUGAAGCAGGAGCUGGCGGAGGAAGGCAGCAGAUGCUCUAUCCUCUCCAAGCAGCACCGCUUCAACGAGCACUGCUGCAUCCGCUGCUGCGCGCCCUUCACCUUCCUGCUCAACCCCAAGCGCCAGUGCCUGGACUGCCAGUACAACGUCUGCAAGACCUGCUGCACCUACAACAAGAGGGACAAAGCCUGGCUCUGCUCCGCAUGCCAGAAGGGCAGGAUUUUGAGGACACAGUCCCUUGAAUGGUAUUAUAACAACGUGAAGAGUCGCUUCAAGAGGUUCGGCAGUGCCAAGGUUUUGAAGACUUUGUACAGAAAACACAUUAUCGAGAGAGGCGCUUUCUCUGAUCUCCCAGAAAGUAGCGUUCACGAGGGAAGCACCGGCAACGACAAUGAUGGCAGCGUCUGUGGCAGUGACUCUGCCUUCUACAAACAGAGUGAAGGACACAGUAUGGCAGAGACGCUCACAGUCGCCUUGCGUGUCGCUGAGGAGGCUAUAGAGGAAGCCAUCGCUAAGGCAGAGGAGUUCAGUGACAGCUUGGAGAAGCAGAAUGAGGCUCGGUAUCUGCGGGACCACAAAGAGGAGCUCAUAGAGGAACUUGCUACAACUAUUGUACAAAAAAUCAUCCAGAGGAGGAAGCGUUCAGAGAUGCAAACAGAGUAUGACUUUGUCUGGCCUCAGCCUCAGUCCCUGAUCCAGUCCAGUGAACCACCCUCCCCUUCACAGCCUCAAGCUUCUUCACAAGGACCACAGGAUCCCCUCAAGACCUCCUACUCCCUCUGGCGGUCACGCUCAGCCUUCUCCCUCACCAGUGACGACUCCCCAGAUAAAGGUCCAGAGGACGAGGGUGCCGGGGCGGGCGGUGGCUUGCAGGAGUACGCCUCUCUGAAGAGGGAGCCCAAGGCCACGUCUCUGCCCAGCUGGAAGAGUGUGGAUCGCCUGGACAACUCCAGUGCGUCCUCAGUUCUUCAGAGCCCAGACGGUAACUGGAUUGCUCUGCACAGCUCCCAGCUGUCUCGGCCCAGCCUGCUAACCAAGAGGAAGAGCCUGGUGUUCAGCGUGUUGGAAAAGGAGUCCGGCGUCGUCUCAGCUUACGACGAAAUGGGGUCCAACUCUGAGGAGGACGACGAGGGUGGCUGGGGAGCAGCGUUGCGACAAUUCCGACGCAAACUGUCUGAUGAGACUUACUACACAGACUCGCAGCACGACCCAGAGUGGACGUACACCCAGCACCUCCCCAUCACUUCACCGUCCUCUGGCCAGUACACCAACACAGAGACUCUCAACUCAGACUCUGAGGCCUCGUCUGUGCUUUCUGCAUGUCCUCGGAAACCGCCUCACAACCUGCUGAGAAAGAAAGGACCUCCGGACACACACCUACACCCUCACCACCAGCCCCUAUACCACCAACACCAUCACCAGAACUUCCCUCCGUAUCCACUUGUCUCAGAGUCACUGGAUGUGAACUUUAACCCUAAGGUGAUGGGAGACAGCAGUGAGGCAGAGGAGAGGCAGAGUGACCCCGUCAGAAGAUCGCGGCGACGCAGGAAAAGCAAGAGAGAGUCGUCAUCAGAGCAGAGCAGACCAGCUGGCCAAAACCAUGCACAGUCCCUUUACCCCUUGGUACAGGAGAACAGUGGUUUUCUACUCAAUGCCCUGCUGAAGAGGGGUUUAAGUGAGGAACAUCCAAUACCUGACACUUUGCCAAUGGCCACAGCUGCAACGGACGCCUUCAAAUUAGAUGCCAUGACUACCGAGCCAGAAGACUUGGAGACAGUGGCCCCAAAUUCAGCGGCUCCCAGCCCCCCGCAGCCCCACUCUCUGGGUCCGGGGCCCCAGCACUCGCUCAGCAGCUCGGGGAAUGGAUCAGGCUCUGGAGACCCUCUGGAGGAGGAACUGCGAUCCAGACUCAGAGAGCUGGUCAGCCGUGCCAACAGCAAAGACAGCAGCUCAUCCGAAGAGGACUUUGCAAAGUGGCCUGCAGACAAACAGACAGAUAAAGAAAGUGACAGACAGAGAGAGAAGACGAAGCUGAGAGACGUAGAAAGAGAAAGGCAGAGGGCGAGUGACAGAUUAAGAGCCAGCAGUAAGGAAAGAGAAAAAGGAAGUGAAACAGUGGAACAAGUGAACGGACAAGAGAUGACAAGACGUGAGAAACUAAUAAAGAGUCCAUCGCUGAGUGAAGAGGGAAGAGUUAGGGAGAGGAGGUUAGAGAAAGGAGUAGAGAGUUUGGAAGACAAAGUAGAUGACCAGGGGCAAAAGAGAGGAGACAGAAGAGAGGGGAACAGACAAAGUAAGAGGCAACAUAAAAGAGAUGUGGAGAAGGAAGCAGGACAGAAAGGAGGAGGAUGGAGGAGUGGAUCCAGCGCAAGUUCUCCUGCAGUUACGCCUUCUUCCCAGGAGGGAGUGCUGUCUGACAACCAGGAGCAACAGAAUGACUUGGAGCAACAGCAGAGGCUUCAUUUGCUCUCCUCUCUCUUACAGCAGCAGAAGUACUCGGCUGCAUCUCUCUGCAGCAUCACCACGGAGGUGCUGAAGGUUUUGAACGCCACAGAGGAGCUGAUUGGCGAGGCGGGAGGUGACAGCUACACCCCGUCUGAGUCCAUCAGUGCUUCCCCUAUCUCCAGCAGCUCUGAGACCCGCAGGCUGGAUCAGAGGCUUACCAAGAUGGAGGAGAAUGUGUACCUGGCUGCUGGUGCUGUGUAUGGCCUUGAGGGGGCACUGGGGGACUUGGAGCAUUGUGCCCGCAGUAUUAGCAGUGAUACCACAGACACAGAGCUGGCUUUCCUGGAAGACCAGGUGGCCACCGCGGCUGCUCAGGUCCAGCAGUCUGAACUACAGAUAUCAAACAUUGAGGCCAGGAUAUCAGCUCUGAAAACAGCUGGGUUGAAUGUGACUGUCUGCAAUCGCUUCUGCAAGUCCAAGCCAAAGCCUCAAACCCUGGACUCAUCACGCCAUCAGAGGAGGAAGCUGCCAGCCCCUCCACUGAAAGAUAAGUUGGAGCCAGAGCAGCAGGUGAAAGUCUUUCGUCCGUAGUGACAGUCAGCAGCACAACGAGUCCCUCAGGGCCACUUCAGAGCCCCAGGGACGGGGGGCCCCUCUCAUCCAGUGCCUUGACCCAGCGUCCACCUCCAGCUCCAGGCCAAGCAGGAGCCAACACCUGCCCUGUGCAACCCACAUAGCACUCAGCCCUCAGCCAGGCACAGCACCGCGUCAGUCAAAUGCCUCACAGAUGCCUCACUCCCUUCUUUCCUUUCUCACCCUGAAGACACUACCUGCUUUUCCCUUUUCCAGUUGAUCCCCAAAUAUCUUUUUCUCGCCAUGCAUACAAAAGGUCAAGCAAGGAUGACUCGACAGCCGGUGUCUCUGCCUUAAAAUCUGCAAAACACUCCUUAUGACCCCAAACUCAAAAAGAAUAUCUGUACAGACAAAAAAAACUGUCAUGUCCUUUUUCUAUCUGUUUGCAAGAGUAUUGUGAUUUAAUGUACAAUGAAGAUGUGUGGAAAAAUCA
This is a messenger RNA of Thunnus maccoyii (southern bluefin tuna), 4039 nucleotides long. RefSeq names its product myosin VIIA and Rab interacting protein b (gene myripb). The transcript is spliced from 18 exons. Gene Ontology annotation, cellular component: cortical actin cytoskeleton. Lineage: Eukaryota; Metazoa; Chordata; Actinopteri; Scombriformes; Scombridae. Gene Ontology annotation, biological process: intracellular protein transport. The coding region runs from base 415 to 3564 and encodes 1049 amino acids. Gene Ontology annotation, molecular function: myosin binding; small GTPase binding; actin binding. The record is from RefSeq and is a predicted model, not a curated record.